Messenger RNA from Exophiala mesophila, 921 nucleotides. RefSeq lists its product as uncharacterized. The record is from RefSeq and is a predicted model, not a curated record. NCBI's taxonomy places the organism in Eukaryota, Fungi, Ascomycota, Eurotiomycetes, Chaetothyriales, Herpotrichiellaceae. The transcript is spliced from 2 exons. The coding region runs from base 1 to 921 and encodes 306 amino acids.
AUGGCUCGAUUCAAUCCUCAUCACGCCAGUCUGUCUCUGGACAAUCUUUCGAACAAAGUCAUCGUCCUGAGUGGAGGGUCUACCGGUAUUGGAGCUGCAGCUGUCCGUCUCUUGGAUUCUCACGGAGCGAAAGUGGUCUUUGGUGACAUCGUACCACCAAAGCACUCCCUCGGUGACUUCUUUUGCACUGACGUCUCCAAAUACGAAGACACCCAUGCGCUUUUCCAAUAUGCUUUGCACAAGUAUGGUCGCAUUGACCACGCCGUUGCCAACGCAGUAGUGAUUGAGCAGCCUGGCUGGUUCCAACCGGAUGUCAUACAAUUCCUUCAAAAACCACCGCCAGAUCUAGUGGUCGACGUCAACCUGAAAGGCACACUGUAUUUUGCUCACAUCGCCCUGCAGUAUCUUGCUGCCACCAAGGGCAUCACGGACCAUUCACUUACAGUGUUGAGCUCCCAAGCCGGAUUCAAGGAGACCCCGGGACUUUUUGUUUAUCAGGCAACAAAGCAUGCAAUCCUCGGUUUGAUGAGAUCCCUCCGGUUAUACACUCCGGCUGUAUUUGGUGUUCGCGUCAACGCCGAUGCAUGGAAAGCUGGAGGAAACCCUGUGAAUCAUCCGGAAGAUAUUGCUCAGGUCAUUGCCGCUGUGAUAGCUGCUGGACCCGGGACUGAUGCGAUCUGGUAUGAUGACACUGAGGGAUAUUCCGAGACUAGGCAUCGAAAAAAUGUUGGAGGUAUUGACUGGGACGAUUCCAACGCUGGGUUAAACGGAAGGGCACUUUUUGUAAUGGGAGGUGAAGCUUACGACAUAGAGGAGGGCCUAGAUCGGACUGAAGAUCUCUGGCUAGGCAAGAAUAUGAGCAUGAAACUCAUGCGAGCACAGAAAGGACUGGGACACGGAGUUGACUGGGUUCCUUCUUGA